Messenger RNA from Aureobasidium musti, 1227 nucleotides. The record is from the annotation of a GenBank genome assembly. Lineage: Eukaryota; Fungi; Ascomycota; Dothideomycetes; Dothideales; Saccotheciaceae.
AUGGCAGAACUUCCAUCAUUGGUGCGCGUCAAGCGCAAGCGUGGCGAGGAGCCUACGGCCGACCUGUUCCUCGAAGAACGAACGCUGAAGAAGCAGCAAGUGUGGCAGUUCCGUCUGCAGCAGGCACACCCCUCGCAGCUGCCAUCCAACACGCCAAACGGCGGUGUGUCCGGAGCUUUCAUCCCGUCCAGCGCCAUAGACCCCUUCCAGCAACAGCAGCAGCAGCAGCAGCAGCAGCAGCGCCAACAGCUUCACCAAGACACCCUGGUCCGCCGUGAGUUUCGCCUUGCCCGCCCGACACGCCCUCUCCACCGCCGCAUUGAAUCCGUCAAGAAGCGCAAAGCCCAAUUGGAUACCCAGGAUAUCCCCACCUUCGUCGAAGCCACCCCCAAGCGUCGUCGUGUCGGUCAGGAGGAUGCUCCCCAGUCAGUCCUGGACACCCCCGUCUCUACGCCCAGCACACUCAAGAGGCCCGGCGCAAGCUCCAGGCUGAAGAAGCCCACUGCCGAGGCUCUCUUCCAAAGUCCAGCAAAUCCUCCUCCGGAUCGUCUGGCCGACGCCCUUCAUCGAUUUGCUCUAGAGGAGGAGGCUCGUGAGGAAGCCCGCGUAAAGCCAAAGGUCACAUCAAUUCCAAAGAAGCCUGUUCAAAGAUACCGUGAACGUCAUCCCGAGCAAUUCACUGCUCCAGCGCAAACUAUCCACAAGACAGAAGAAGAUGUCGACAUGAUGAGCGAUGACGAUGAUUAUGUCUAUGAUACAUAUAUCCGCACAAAAGACCCUGUGGUCCCCGCAAGCCUCGAAUCUGAAGAUCCCUCCAACAUCCAAGUUGGCUACAUUGUCAUCUCCGAGGAAGACCAGCCCCUGUGGGAGACGUACUUUGAAGAUGAGGCCGAGAGCGACAAAGAGUUCGAGACCGAUGACGAGGACGAAAAUGGUAAACAUCUUACCCGCCCAAGUUUAGCAAUCAUUAAACUGACACAUGCUCCCAACUCCNNAGCUGAAGGUUAUUAUGCCGCAGAUUAUCCAGAAGAUGAGGUUGCUUCUGAUGAUGAGUAUGACCGAGGUGCUUACGGUUAUCGUCAUGGAGGUUCCGAUGAUGAACAAUGGGAGUCUGAUCCUGAAGGGUGGAGUGACGGCGACGAGGCAAUGCAGAACCCCUGGAAGAAAUACCCCUGGAUGCGCUCUUCCCACGGAGCUGUCGAUGAGCAAGAUGACGAAGAGCUCUGA